AUGUCGUCCAGACCUACCGGUAGCCGGAAAUACCACAGUAAAUCCCGCACCGGCUGUCAAACAUGCCGUUCUCGCAAGAUCAAGUGUGAUGAGAAACAUCCCUCAUGCCUUCAUUGUAUGAAGAAGGGACUGCAUUGUAGUUUCCUGCAGACAGAAACUCCGACAUCGAUAGUCCCUCACUCAGAGACCUUAAAGCUCGAGCUCCUCCACCACUUCACAGUUUCAACCUUCGCCACAUUAUCUCCGGAUCCCAAUAUCCGAGAACUAUGGCGUGUAAUGAUUCCCCAAAUGGGAUUUACUACAGAUUACAUACUGGACGGGAUUUUCGCCCUCGCAGCCCUCCACAUCGCGCGCUACAACACCGGGCGGAGACAUUCUCUGCUCGCUUACGCCAUUGAACGGCAUUCGGCAUCAUUAUCAAAAGCCUUACCGUUGAUAUCCAUGGUGACGCCACAAAACUGCACACCACUCUUCGUCUUCGGGGUCUUAACACUCUAUUACAGCCUGGCGCGACCAAUUCAAGAAGAGGAUGCACUGAUUUUCGGCAACGGCGCCAUUCCGGAAUGGUUAUAUCUCAUUCGAGGCAUCGAUACAGUUGUAAUGGCGGAGGCUUCCGUCUUCUCUUCGCCUGUAUCUUUGAUAUUUCGAAGUACAUGGGGAAGCUUGGAUUAUUGGAAGACGCAUACUCCCGACGAAUCCCCGGUUCUCACGGAGUUGAAGGACAGGAUAUGUGCGGAGAUUCCGAAUAAUUUAGAACAGCAAGCCACUCUGCAGGAGACAGUUGUGGCAUUAAGUCGAAGUUACUCAUUCUUCUUUGGUCGGAAUUUCAAGGAUCAGGAUAAAUUGCGCGGAUUCUAUGAAUGGCUUUUCGAGAUUAGCGAUGCGUACCUGGGGCUUCUGAAGAGGGGAGAUAACGGGGCAUUGUGUGUGCUUGCUUUCUAUGCCAUUUUGGUGAAAGACCUUGAGAAGCAUUGGUGGAUAGAAGGAUGGGCAGUUCACCUGAUAAAGGGGAUUUAUAUGCUUUUGGAUGGAGAGCAUCGGCUGUGGAUAAGAUGGGCCAUAGAAGAGAUUGGGUGGGUUCCCGAUGUGAGCGCUGGCUCUACAUAG
Messenger RNA from Penicillium nucicola, 1107 nucleotides. RefSeq names its product Zn(II)2Cys6 transcription factor domain-containing protein. The transcript is spliced from 2 exons. The coding region runs from base 1 to 1107 and encodes 368 amino acids. Gene Ontology annotation, biological process: regulation of transcription by RNA polymerase II. Gene Ontology annotation, molecular function: DNA-binding transcription factor activity, RNA polymerase II-specific; zinc ion binding. NCBI's taxonomy places the organism in Eukaryota, Fungi, Ascomycota, Eurotiomycetes, Eurotiales, Aspergillaceae. The record is from RefSeq and is a predicted model, not a curated record.